AUGGACGAUCAGAAGCUGCCUGGUGAGGACAAAGACUCUGGCACGCCAGCUAACUUAUUGGCAGCAGCAGCAGAUGGAAUUGUCUCCUCGGAGGAGCAGGGCAGUGUGGAAGCCGAUCCGCCGAAGCCGCCAGAAGAGAGCCCUGUGAAAGAGCCCUUGGAAGACGCAGAGGCUAAAGAGGAACCGCCACUGACCUGCCGCUCCCCACCCAAACGCUGUGCGUUCUGUAACUGCAGCAAGUGGAGCUUGCACGGGCAGCGUGAGCUGUUGCGUUUUGAUCCAGCACCCAACUGGGCAGAAGGUCUUUCCGAGCCUCAGGAAGGGGAGCAGCCUGGCUUAAGAGAAGCUGGAAAUGAGGACCAGACCCUCAUUGGCUUUGCAGAUGGUGUUUCGGUGCGAGAGGUGUUUGAGCCAACAGGGCACUUCUGGGCUCAUCACUGGUGUGUGGUGUGGUCAGCUGGAAUCUUGCGUGCGGAAGGGUCAUGGUUGAGCCAUGUGAACAAAGCUGUCAUCUCAGGGAUUGCACAGAAAUGUGAACACUGUAGGAGACUGGGUGCUACCAUUCCAUGUCGUGCGGAGGGGUGCCAGCGCCACUAUCACUUCCCCUGUGCUGCAGCCAGUGGCUCCUUCCAGUCCAUGAAGUCAUUGAAGCUCCUGUGUCCGGAGCACCUAGACCAGGCUGUGCAGAUGGAGGACUCGCGCUGCAUGGUGUGUGAUGCACCCGGGGACUUGCGUGAUCUGCUCUUCUGCACCAGCUGUGGCCUGCACUAUCAUGGCACCUGCUUGGAGAUCACGGUAACGCCCCGCAAACGCUCCGGCUGGCAGUGUCACGAAUGCAAAGUUUGUCAAACGUGUAGGCUAUCGGGGGAGGACAGCAUGACGUUAGUGUGUGAAGCGUGCGAUAAAUGUUACCACACGUACUGCUUGAAGCCAGCCAUUGAGAGCCUCCCCACAGACUCCUGGAAGUGUAAGAGUUGUCGUGUCUGCUCUGACUGUGGCUUCCGCCCAUCCGCACUGGAUCCCGGCUGCCAGUGGUACGAGAACUACUCUUUGUGUGAAGGGUGUCAAGAGCAGCGUUGCAAGGAUGCGGCUGGCAUGGAGGCUGUACAGCGCAGCCAAGAAAAUGUUCCCCCAGCAAACAGUCCUCUGAAGAAUACGUACCCUGUAGCAGACACGCCGGCAUCUCCCCAGCCAAUGCGGGAAGCUCAUGUGGCCAGCCCAGGGCAAACAGAAAGCAGCAGUGGCCCUGUUGGCUUGCACCAAGAAGAGGAGGGUCCAUUGGAAUGUGAUAAGAAAUCUGUUGAUGCAGACAAGCCUUUAGAGAUGUCCAGCGUGGAUCCAGAGGCCCCUGCAGGGCAGGAGCAAAUGGAAGUGGAGACAACAGUUGAGCCUGAAAAUGCCCCCUUGCCAGCACCCCCUCCUCCGGUACCUCCAGAUCCUGUCUCACCUGCCCAUCCUGAGGAGCCCACACUAGGUGCCAAAGAGCAUCCUGCCUUUGAGUUGCUGCCUGUAGAGCAGGAACCCUCAGAGAGCCGUAUUGAGGCAGUACCAUCUACCCAGGAAGCUGAGGCAUCGUCUCCCAGAAGCCCUCAGCCAGCCUCUUUCAAAGCUGGUUCCCCUGAAGCUGCUGAUGGAGAGGCCAGUGAGGAGCCCAUGGAUACAGGGACUGAGGGGCUUGUUCCAGGUAGCCUGGGUGACAACAGAGUCCAGGCUGGCCACGAAGAGGAAGAAGAGGAGGCAGUGGCACCGAAGAUGGAACUUGAGGGAAGAUUCUCCCCGCAGCUGAGUGAGGAGGAGACUCCAGAAGAAGGACAUGCCACAGGAGGGCCGGAGCCCAACGAGGCUCCCCUCAGCUUUGCCAGUGAAUCCAAGUGCUCUCCCUCGCCAGUGGAGGCAGAAUUGCUGGGCAGCACAUCCACCCCAUUGGAGGGCUACAGCACCGGCAACCCACUUCAGGGAGGGGCAGGGGGAGAUGAGGCGGGACCGGCCCCACCAGCCUUGAGGCCCCACCCCUUGCUUAAGUCGGAUAUUGUUAAUGAGAUCUCAAACCUGAGCCAGGGUGACGCCAGCGCCAGCAGCUUUCCAGGCUCGGAGCUUCCAUUUGCUUCCCCAUAUCACGAAGGCGGGGGCUCAUUCUCCAUGGAAAUGGCCUGCUUGACCUCCACAGACGUCAGCCUGCAAAAGGACGAUGGAGCCUCCUUGGCCCUGGGCGAGAUGGACGACUCUUUACUCUUUGAUGUAAAAGGGGAGGGUGAAAAGGGCCGGCGGCGCAGCUCCCCGGGCCGCUCCCGUGUCAAACAGGGUCGCAGCAGCAGUUUUCCCGGGAGGAGAAGGCCUCGGGGAGGGUCUCAUGGCGGUCGGGGGCGGGGCCGCUCACGGUUGAAAUCCACCACUUCUUCAAUUGAGACGUUGCUUGCUGAUAUUGACAGCUCCCCGAGUAAAGAGGACGACGACGAUGACGACGAUACCAUGCAAAACACAGUGGUGCUCUUCUCCAACACCGACAAGUUUGUGCUGAUGCAAGACAUGUGUGUCGUCUGUGGUAGCUUUGGCCGUGGCGCUGAGGGACAUCUCCUCGCAUGUUCUCAAUGCUCUCAGUGUUACCAUCCAUACUGCGUCAAUAGCAAGAUUACCAAGGUGAUGCUGCUCAAGGGCUGGCGUUGUGUAGAAUGCAUCGUGUGUGAAGUAUGCGGCAAAGCAUCCGACCCGUCUCGUCUGUUGUUGUGCGACGACUGUGACAUCAGCUACCACACGUAUUGCCUGGACCCGCCCCUCAACACUGUGCCCAAGGGAGGCUGGAAGUGUAAAUGGUGUGUGUGCUGUGUGCAGUGUGGGGCAGUAUCACCUGGUUUCCAUUGUGAAUGGCAGAACAAUUACACCCACUGCGCGCCCUGCGCCAGUCUUGUCACCUGUCCCAUUUGCCAUGUGAAGUAUGUGGAGGAUGACUUAUUAAUCCAGUGCCAGCAUUGUGAGCGGUGGAUGCAUGCAGUGUGUGACAAUCUUUUCACUGAGGAAGAAGUAGAGCAGGCAGCAGAUGAGGGGUUUGACUGUACCUCGUGUCAGCCCUAUAUAGUCAAGCCUGUAGUUUCAGUUCCCCCUCCAGAAAUUGUCCCAGUGAAGAUCAAGGAGCCAGAGCCCCAGUAUUUUCGUUUUGAAGGUGUCUGGCUGACAGAAACUGGUAUGGCUGUGCUUCGUAACCUGUCUUUGUCACCAUUGCACAAGCGCCGGCCGCGUAAGGCAACACCAACGACACCACGGCCGUGUACCCUCAAUGGCGAAGGUGGGCUGGAAGGAGCUGACCCUCUGGGCCCAGAUGAGAAAAAAGACGGUGAUGUAGAGGCAGAGGAGAUCCUGAAAGCUGAAGGUUUCGUUGAGCACAUGGAGUGUGAGAUCAAACUGGAAGCUCCGGCUACCCCAGACAGGGAAGCUGCUGCAGAUGCCGACUUGAGCAAGGGCCUUCUGGAGGACUCGGAGGAGGUCAAGAAACGGAAGCGGAAGCCAUACCGCCCUGGGAUUGGAGGGUUUAUGGUGCGGCAACGGAAGUCACACACACGCUUGAAAAAGGGCUGCCCAGUUUUGGCGGAAGUCUCUCGUGAGGUGACUGGUGUGGAGGGGCACCCUGAAGAGGGGGCUCAACUUUCUGAGAUCCCUGCAGAGGGUGCUCCUGAGCAGGGAGCGGCUGAGGGUGAUGAGAAGAAGAGCAAGCGGCGUGGUAGAAAGAAGAGCAAGCUGGAGGACAUGUUCCCUGCCUACCUUCAGGAAGCCUUCUUUGGAAAAGCACUUCUGGACCUGAGCAGAAAGGCCGUGUUGGCAGCCGGUGGUGUGGGUGGAGAAGGAACGGCUCACCCUCCUGUCGGCCAGGGAGCUCCCAGGGCCAAGGUGGACUGUGGCAUGCUCCAGAAAGGGCCAAUGGAUGGAAAGGAGGCCUCGGUUCAGCAAAAAGGGAAUGAAUGUGUUGAUGGCAGGGAGACAGCUGCCCCGGAAAACAGCUUGAAAGCUGCUGAGGCCAAGCCUGAAAACACCGGCACAGAAGAACAGAUGGUGCCCAAGAACACUCCAGAUCCUACAGGUGCCGAGAACCCAGCCACACCCCCGGGGGAGGGGGUGCUCAGCUCCGACCUUGACAAAAUCCCCACUGAAGAGCUACCCAAAAUGGAGAGCAAGGAUGUUCAGCAGCUCUUUAAAGAUGUCCUGGGAUCAGCUGAGCGAGAGCAGCAACUCAACUGUGUCGGGGCUGAGCCAGAGGCUGGAGGCAUCCGUGACCCAAACCGCACACAGCUUGCCCAAAGGCCUUUCCUGCAAGGUGGUGGGGUCUCCCUUGGAUCCCUGCAGCCUGCUGUACCUAUGGAGACCUACUCUGGAGUUUGCCAGUCCCCGUUUCUUGAUAGCAGGGAAAGGAGUGGCUUCUUCAGCCCUGAGCAGUGUGAACCGGAGAGCCCUUGGGCCAGUAGUUCUGCAGCUUCCACGCCCACCACACCCACAACAGAGGGGGAGAGUGACGGACUCUCCUAUAACCAGCGGAGCCUGCAGCGCUGGGAGAAGGACGAGGAACUGGGGGAGCUGUCCACCAUCUCACCUGUGCUCUAUGCCAACAUGAAUUUCCCCAACCUCAGACAGGACUACCCAGACUGGUCUAGCCGUUGUAAGCAGAUCAUGAAGCUCUGGAGAAAGGUGCCAGCCCCAGACAAAGCCCCUUAUUUGCAAAAGGCCAAAGAUAACCGGGCAGCUCACCGCAUCAACAAGGUGCAGAAGCAAGCCGAGAGCCAGAUCAGCAAGCAGCAGACCAAAGUAGAGGUGCCGCGGAGACCAGACCGCCCUGCUCUGCAUCUGCGCAUCCCACCCCAGCAGGGGGCACUGCCAGGGGCCACCCAGCCGCCACCACCGCCGCCGCCUCCUCCUCCUCCUCCUGUUGCUGCCACCUCAGCAGCCAGGCAGCCCGUCUACAUCAACAAUGCUGCAGCUCUGCCAAGCGGGUCAGGUGUUGAGUCGCCCAGUGAGCUCUUCCUCAAUCUUCCCUCUUCUGCCGCCAGUGCCCAGCCCCCAGCGCAAGUGCCUUUGCACGAGCCCUAUGGCAUGGCCUCUGCCUGCCCCCCACCAGAUCCACGUUUUCCUUCUCCUUCCUCAGUGCCUGCCGGCUUUACCUCCUCCUCUUCCUCCUCCUCCUCCGGACAGUCCCCACACCUGCCCAAUCCCCGUCCAACCCCACAGUCUGGGGAGUUCCAGCCCACUCCACCUGGAACCCCUAGGCAUAGGCCCUCCACCCCAGACCCUUUCCUGAAACCCCGCUGCCCGAGUGGGUCUUUGGAAAACUUGUCUGUGCCUGGAAGCCCCCAGCAAUCUGCACUGAUGCUUUCGCCACCCCCCUUUGGGGAACAGAAGAAAGGGCUGGAUAUCAAGAAAGAAGAUGCCGGGCCAGGAAUCUGCUCGCCAAGCUAUGGCUAUGGUGACUCACCAGCCGGUGCUCAUCAUCCCACUGAAAUGAAAGCCCCAGAUGUGUUCAAAGCCCCGCUCACCCCCCGGCAAUCUCAGGUGGAGCCACAGAGCCCAGGUUUGGGGCAUCGGCCCCCAGAUUCUCACCCUCUGGCUUCUUCUCCCCCCAGCCAGGCUGAUCUCUACCGGCAAUCUCCGUUCCCGGACCCUUAUGCUCAGCCUCCUCUGACGCCUCGGCCUCAGCCCCCACCCCCAGAAAGCUGCUGUGCCCUUCCCCCUCGCUCACUACCUUCUGACCCCUUCUCACGCAUACCAGCCAGCCCACAGUCCCAGUCUAGCUCCCAGUCCCCUCUCACUCCCCGGCCACUUUCCAACGAAGCCUUCUGCCAGUCUCCGGUCACCCCUCGUUUUCAGUCUCCCGACCCCUACUCCCGGCCUCCUUCACGGCCACAAUCCCGGGAUCCUUUUGCCCCUCUGCACAAGCCCCCUCGUCCCCAGAUGCCAGAUGCCGGCUUCAAACCCUUGCCAGUCUCCCACAACAGCCCAGCAGUUGGGGGCUAUCCAGCAGUGCCUCCUUCGGGUGAGCCCCACCCCAAGACUAGCCAGCAACCCCAGUUUGCUCGCUCCCCUGGUGCUAAUGUCUUUCCAAAUGCCCAGCCCCAAAUGCGCUUCACUUUCCCUCCUAGCGAGCCAAUCAAGAGUUCCCCUUCCCAUGGGAUCAACAGCCAUUUUGCUCCUAGCAAGCCCCAAAGCACAAGCUACGUUUCCUCUCCGGGGUUCCACCAAGCUGGGAGCCCACUAGGGCCAGGCAAGGGUACCACAGACUCUUACACCGUCUCCCCGCUGCGUCCUCCCUCGGUCCUGCCGCAGCAGCCAUCUCAGCAAGAGAGCACCUUGCCCUACCUGCCACGGACAGGAAUGGUGCCCCCAGGUGACAAGAGGGAAGAAGGCGUGGUGGGCCCACCAAACAGGGAACUGCAAGAACUGCCAGCCAGCCAGGAGGGGGCAAUCAGCAACAUCAGCCAGACAGAAUUAGAGAAACAGCGACAGCGGCAGAGACUCCGUGAGUUGCUCAUCCGUCAGCAGAUCCAAAGGAAUAACUUGCGGCAAGAAAAAGAGAGUGCUGCAGCUGCCGCAAACAACUCCCAGGCAUCCUGGAACCCUGAGGGCAGUGGGCAGACCUUUGAACAGAUGAAUCGGAGCAUGACUCCAUUUCCAGCGGUGCAGGACAAAGGAAUCCUAGGCAGCCUGGGUACCAACUCGGGAGGCAACAAGCUUCCCGGAGCUGUGAUGGUGCAGACACCCUACGUGCAGGAGGAGCGCCUUGCCCGGCCACCCCCUGCAGCCACUCCUUCUACCAUGGAUAUCAAUGGCAGGCCAUCAGUGGUAGCCGCACAACCCUUCUACCCUCGUGGUGUCUUCCAAGCCCCAUCACCUCAGCAGCAGAUGUGGCAGCAACAGCAGCAGCAGCAGGCAGUGUCUAUGCGUCUCCCGACCCCUUCGCGCUUCCCACAGCCGCCCCCCCAAGACUUAAGCCGUCAAGCUCUGGGUGGUCUUGCCCCACGCCUGACAGGUCCCGGAGAGCAGCUUCAGGCUUCAACCAGCACUCUAGGAGCCCAGUUCAUUGAGCUAAGACACAAUAUCCAAAAAGGAGUGGGUGCGAGCGGAACAGGCCCAGCUUUUGUCCAGCAGAAUCCCCAGGUUCGACCCAGAUUCUUUCUGCCUGGAAAUGACAGCACUAACCAGGCUUUGAAAGCUGCUGUUAUGCCCAUGCAGGCCCCCGUCCUGGGAACUCAAGGCAUGCAGGCUCCCAAAAUGUCAGUCUCUAUUUCAUCCUCCCCUCAGGGGGCAGAGGUAAGCAACAACCAUCACCCUCAUGCCAAGGCUGUGCCCCAGUUGAUUCUGCCCCCUGGAAACUUGGAGAUGCAACAUGCCCCACCCCGUCCACUCUCUUCGUCUGGCCCCAAAGAGGUGACCGUUCCCCCAUCUGCCAUAGACACUCCUCCAGCUGCUGGCAAGAACCAGUUAGGUCUGGCUGGUAGGCAGUUACCCUGUGAAGUGCCAGUGGAGCCAGAUUUAGACGAUGACUUUGAUUCCCACAAAGAUCUGGAGGAUGACGAUGACUUGGCCAACUUGAGUCUUGAUCCUGAUGUUGCCAAGGGUGAUGACGAUCUUGGCAACCUGGACAAUCUGGAGACCAAUGACCCGCACCUCGAUGACCUGCUGAAUGGUGAUGAAUUUGACUUGUUGGCCUACACGGAUCCAGAGCUGGACACUGGGGACAAGAAGGACAUCUUCAAUGAGCAUCUGCGUCUGGUAGAAUCUGCCAAUGAGAAGGCAGAACGUGAGGACCUGCUGAAGAAAGAGCCCUCUGUUGGACCCUACCUCAAGGAUGGGGCACCUCCACCCAUCCUUUCAACCUUCAAGACCCACAGUGACAUGCUGGACAGCAAACUGGUUAGCCUGCCAGCUGAUAUAAAGCCUAAGAUAGAGGAGGGCUGCCUGAAGCCCUCCCCUUGCCAGUUUAAUACCGCUGAGAAGCUUGCUGUCAAAUCUGAGGCAGCUGAAAAAAUGGCUGCAACCUUAGCAGUGAACAUCAAGGCUGGCCAGAACCUCAUGAAUCCUGGACCCGGAGGUCCUGGAAUACGGCUUAGCAUGACCCAGUUCCACAGCAACAGCCAUACUUCCAUCUCGGAUAAGGUCCUGUACGGCACCCCAGGCCGCCCACCACUUACUCCCAGCCAGAUGACCAACACAAAUAACUCAGUCCUGGAAAAGUUUGAGCUAGAUGGAGGGUCCUUGAGCCUGGCUAAUACCCAACAGCACUCUCCAGCUGACGAUCUAGAUAAGAUGGAAAGUUCCUUGGUGGCCAGUGAGCUGCCUCUCCUGAUUGAAGACCUGCUGGAACACGAGAAGAAGGAGCUGCAGAAGAAGCAGCAGAUGUCUGCCCAAGUGCCGGGGGCACCCCAGCAUCUCCAGCCCCACGCCAUGUUAGCUCACCCCACUCCCCCUAGCCAGCCUCAUGACGGGCAGCUGGUAAGCCCCCAGCAGCAACAGCAGCAGCUGCAGUUGGGCGUUGUGGCCAGGCAGCAGGGAAUGGUAGCCAGUCAGCAGCUGAUGCAGCAGCAGCAGCAGCGUUUGGCUGGUCCUCAGCAAAGCCAAGUAUUAGCCCCACACAUGGGAGUGACUCAGAACCAGGCUCACCUGCUUGCCACGCAGCACAGCAUCCAAGCAACACAUGGUCAACAGAACCAGCAACAGGUCUUGGCUCAGAAGCCCAUGCCGGGAGUCCAACUGCAGCCACCACCACAGCAGCAGCAGCAGCAGCAGAUGAUGGGGCUUAAGCCCCAACAGCUUCAGCAGCAGCAGCAGCUGGCGAACAGCUUCUUCCCUGAUACAGAUCUGGAUAAGUUUGCUGCAGAGGACAUUAUGGAUCCUAUUGCCAAGGCCAAGAUGGUGGCUUUGAAGGGUAUCAAGAAGGUCAUGGCUCAGGGCAGCAUUGGAGUAGCUCCUGGCAUGAGUCGGCAACAGGUUUCCCUGCUGGCUCAGAGGCUGUCUGGAGCUUCAGCUUCAUCUGAAGUGCAGAACCACAUCCCGCCUGGCUCUGGAGGGCAGGAACGGAGCACCGACCCGACUCAGGCUCAUCCAAACCCUCCCACUUUUGCUCAAGGUGUCAUCAAUGAAGCCGAUCAACGUCAGUACGAAGAGUGGCUUUUCCACACGCAGCAGCUCCUGCAGAUGCAGCUGAAGAUUCUGGAAGAGCAAAUAGGAGUGCACCGCAAAUCCCGCAAGGCCCUGUGUGCCAAGCAGCGGACAGCUAAAAAGGCAGGCCGGGAGUUCCCGGAGGCCGAUGCAAAAAAGCUCAAGUUGGUGACUGAGGAGCAAAGCAAGAUCCAGAAACAGCUGGAUCAGGUUCGGAAGCAGCAGAAGGAGCAUACUAACCUCAUGGCUGAGUACCGCAACAAGCAACAGCAGCAUCAGCAACAAACGUCCACCGUCUUGGCCCUCAGCCCCUCGCAAAGCCCCCGUCUCAUGACCAAGCUCUCUGGCCAGUUGCUGUCCGCACAUGGUCUCCAACAGGGGCCACAGGGCUUAGCAGGCCAGGCCAGUGGCUUGCGGCUUCCUCAAGCCACCACCAUGGCGGUGCAGCAGGGCUUGUCGUUCAUGGGGCAGCAGCCGCAGCAGCCGCCGCCACCGCAGCCUCCCGGGGGUGCCACCUCCAACAACUUCUUUCCCAGCAGUCGUCUCCUGCAGGAGAGGCAGCUGCAACAGCAGAGGUUGCAGUUGGCCCAGAAGCUGCAGCAGCAAAACCUCAUUGGACAAGUGUCGAUGCAGCCGCAACAGCAGCAGAGCCUCAUGGGACAAAUGGCCAUGCAGCAGCAAGGCCUCAUGGGACAGGUCUCGGUGCAGCAACAGCAAAGCCUCAUGGGUCAGGUCUCGGUACAGCAGCAUCAGCCGCAGAGCCUCAUGGGACAGGUCUCGAUGCAGCAACAACCCAGCGCUAUCAGCCAGACUGGCUUGAUGGGCCAGCCCCCUCCUCCACCGCCCACCCCCCAGCCCAGCCAGAACCUGCUCCCUAAGCAGCAAGGACUGCUGAACAGCCAGCCAGGAGUCAUGGUCCAGCAGCUCUCCCCUCAGCAGCAGCAGCAGCAGCAGCAGGCCAUGCUUGGGCACUCCAUGCUGCAGCACCCAGGGAUGAUGGGUCACCAAGCUUCACAGAGGCAAAUGCUCUUGGCUCCGCAGCAGCAUCGGGCGCUGGGAUCUCCUCAGCAGCUGACCCAGCAGGCGCAAGGCAUGAUGGGGCACCGGCUGCUUUUGUCGCAGCAGCAACAGCCGGGGCUGCUUGGGCAGCAGAGGACUUUGCUGAGUCAGCAGCAGCAGGGCUCGAUAACACAACACCCGGCCCUUCUGGGGCAGGGUAUAGCCGCGGAGCCUAUCCAGCACUUUGCGCAGCACGGGUCUCUGAACCAGCCGCUGCACUUGAGUCAGGGAAUGCAGCCGGGCCCAUCGCAGCAGGGCCUGGUUGUCAAGGAGCAGCAGGGAGGGCCAGAAGGCAGCGCCAUGCCGCCUCAGGAGGGGGCAGACGGCGUGCAGCAGCAGGUGCUGCGGCCCCAUCUGGUAAGUCAGGACCUGGGGGGGCAGUUGCAGCUAGGCACCCAGGAGCCACAAGGGAUGGCCAGCCUUGGAGCCCCUCUGCAGGAGCAGCCCUCCCAGCUGAUGCUUCAGCAGCACGGGGAGCAGCAGAAAGCUCCAGCAGAGAUGGGCCAGGCGCAGCAGCACCUUCUCCUGGGAUCUCAGGGCUCGCUGCAGCUACGUAUGCAGCAGCAGCAGCAACAAAGCAGCCUCCUGCAACAGCCACUGCGGACUCACCUGCCCAUGGAUGGUUCCCUACAGCAAGAAGUGUCUCAGCAGCACCAUCGCGAUGCAACUCAGGGCCCCCAUUUGCUAAGCCAGCAGAUGGAACCGCAAGGUCAGGUGCAAAAUAUCAUGGCCCAGCAGCAGCAGCAGCAACGGAUUGCCGGUCAGAGCCUGGAGCAGCCUUCCAAAGGCUUGCCAGGGCAGCUUCCGCCCCAGCAGCAACACCACCACCACCACCAGCAGCACCAUCUCCACCACCAUCAGCACCUUCAGAGCCCAGCGGGUCCUCCAAAAACACCAGGGCUGAUGGUGCCGCAGCAGCAGCAGCAGCAAAGCAUGAUGGUCCAGCAGUCCUUGCCCCAGGGCCAAAGCAUCCUGUCCAGCCCGGUCAUGGGCCAGAUCCGCGCCCAGCUCCAGGGGGUCAUCUCCAAAAACCCCCAGCUGCGGAAUCUGACUCCUCAGCAACAGCAGCAGCUGCAGGCUCUGCUGAUGCAACGGCACCAGCAGAACCUGCUGCAGCAGCAGCAGAACCAAGCGUUGCGACAGGCCAGCCCUUACCAAGGGCAGGCCCAGGUGUCGCUUGAGCCGUGUCAGCCCGCUGCUCAGCAGUUGUCCCUGCCGGGGGCUGCGGCACAGCAUCCGCAGAGACAGUCACCCCUUGCGGUGUUUCAGAUUCGUCCAGAGCAAAGUUUCACUGCCUCUGUGGAGCAGCAGAGGGUACAGGUGAGCCAGCAGGCAACGAGUAGUCCCCAGCAGCAGGGGGUGUUAAGACUUCCCACUCCUCAGGCUUCCUCUGUGCCCUUGAGCAUUGCUGGUGUGACCCCCACUGCCCAGCAGCAUCCUAGCCCUUCAGAGCCAAAGAGACCCUCCCCUGUGAUCUUAGCUAAAAGCCCGGAGCAGCAGCUGACCCCCGCUGAGAAGAAACAGCCUGCUACCCCCAGCCCCCUGCUUCCCCCUGACCCGGCCCCUUUUGCCCCAAGCACAGAGGAGAUCGUUACGGGGACCUGCGGCCUCAGGGACUCAGCGUGCCCCACCAAAGACUCUGCAGAGAAAGGCCCUGUCAACGGGCAGGUGGUGGGAUCUGCCUCUCCCCCAGUAGGAGGAGUUCCAGCCCCUGUGGGCGAUCUUCUAUCCAUCACCAUCAAACAGGAACCCAAGGAGGAGGCAGCGCAGUGUGCCCUGAUGAGCAGCACCCAGCCGGUCAAGCACGAGGCCAAUGGUGACAUGGUGUUGACGGCAGCCACAGUUCCCGCUACCACGAAUAGCCUCGCCCGGUCUGAAGCUGGCCACCUCCUGUUGCAGAAGCUGCUGCGGGCCAAGAACGUGACGCUUGCAACACAACGCUCAGGGGAUGUCAAUGGCCACGUGGAUGGCAAAGUGGCCGGAGUGGAGGGCCGUGUGCAAGCAGUCCCGGAUGUAAGAGCGGAUAUGGUAGCUGCAAAGAAACCGCCACCUCCCAAGCCCAAGCGAUGUCAAAAGGCUGGAGAGCGACUUACCAACUCCCGCAAGAAGCUGCGCAAGGAGGAUGGGGUGAAGUCCAAUGAAGCCCUAAUGAAACAACUCAAGCAGGAGCUCUCCUUGCUGCCUCUGAUGGAGCCUGUUAUCACAGCCAACUUCAACCUUUUUUGCCCCUUCGGGAGCAGCCCCAUCAAUGGUAAAAGCCAGCUUAAGGGCUCUUUUGGUAACGCUGCCUUGGACAGCAUUCCAGACUACUACUCACAGCUGCUUACCAAGAACAAUUUAAGCAACCCGCCAACACCGCCGUCUUCACUGCCCCCCACGCCUCCCCCCUCUGUGCAGCAGAAGCUGGUGAAUGGAGUUAUGUCUACUGAGGAAUUGACUGAGCAGCGUAAGGACCCAGUACUGCCCCAUGAGCCUGAAGGACAAAAGGAUGCUCCCCCUGUGGAAGUGAAAAGUGUUGACCUCCUUGCAGCCCUUCCCACACCCCCUCACAACCAAACUGAGGAUGUCAGGAUGGAGAGCGAUGAAGAAAGCGACUCCCCCGACAGCAUUGUCCCAGCAUCGUCUCCGGAGAGUGUCCUGGGAGAAGAGAUGCCACGCUUCCCCUUGCUGGCUGGAGCCAAGUCUGAGAUGGAGGAGCGCCCGUUGUCACCCGUCAUUCCUAUCAUCCCAAAGGCCAGCAUCCCAGCUUUCCCAGAUAACAAGCCCUAUGUGGCACUGGAGCAGGUGGGGAAGGGGACACCAGGCACUUCGUGGGACAAGGCCAAGGGCAGCGAGGUCUCCGUCAUGCUCACCGUCUCCACAGCUGCUGCUAAGAACCUUAACGGUGUCAUGGUGGCUGUUGCUGAACUGUUGAGCAUGAAGAUCCCCAAUUCUUAUGAAGUGCUGUUUCCAGACAGCCCCAUGCGAGGUGCUACCAGUGAGCCUCGGAAAGGUGAAGCUGAUGCACAGGGCAAAGAGAAGCCGGUUGCUGCAAAGGGCCCUGAAAGUGGCCCCGAGUGGUUGAAGCAGUUUGACGCAAUGCUGCCUGGCUACAGUCUCAAGAAUGAGCUGGACAUCUUGACGUUGCUCAAGCAGGAGAGCCCAGCUCCAGAAAAGACGGCCCAACACUGCUACAUUAACAAUGUCGCCAAUCUGGACGUGCGGCAGCUCUUGACGCUCCCUGAAGAGCCAUCUCCACCUCUUUCCCCUUUUGCUCCUUCCCCACCUAGUCCCCCCAGGGCAGCGGAGCCUGCCCCUGAACCAGAACUGCCGCCUCUACCUGCUCAAUCUCCCCCGGCUUCUUCCCCCAAGGAGGAAGCUCCUCAGUCCCCACUCAAAGCCAAGCCACGCUCCCGGCCCCUGGAAGACAAUGAGGAGAACAAACCACGGGUGAAGAAAUGGAAAGGAGUGCGCUGGAAACGGCUGCGGUUCCUGAUCACCAUCCAGAAGGGUGGUGCCAAGCGUGACGGGGACAGGGAAAUUGCAGAAUUCGUUGACCGCUUGGCCGCUACCCUUCGGCCCGAGAAGGUGCCGCGUGACAUGAGGAAAUGCUGCUUUUGCCACGAGGAAGGAGAUGGGGCCACUGAUGGCCCAGCCCGUCUCUUGAACCUUGACCUUGACCUGUGGGUGCAUCUCAACUGUGCCCUUUGGUCCACUGAGGUUUAUGAAACCCAGGGUGGGGCCCUCAUCAACGUGGAAGUGGCACUGCACCGGGGCCUGCUCACCAAAUGCUCGCUUUGCCAGAAGACUGGUGCCACUAACAGCUGCAACCGCAUCCGCUGCCCCAACGUCUACCACUUUGCCUGUGCCAUCCGGGCCAAGUGCAUGUUCUUUAAGGACAAGACGAUGCUGUGUCCUCUGCACAAGCUCAAGGGCCCCUGCGACCAGGAGCUCAGCACCUUCACUGUCUUCCGGCGGGUCUACAUUGAGCGUGAUGAGGUCAAGCAGAUUGCCAGCAUCAUCCAGCGUGGGGAGCGCCUCCACAUGUUCCGGGUGGGGGGCCUGGUCUUCCAUGCCAUAGGGCAGCUCCUGCCUCAACAGAUGGCAGACUUCCAUAGUGUCACAGCGCUCUACCCCGUGGGUUACGAGGCCACCCGCAUCUAUUGGAGCCUGCGGACCAACAACCGCCGCUGCUGCUACCGCUGCACCAUCUGCGAGAACAAUGGCCGACCUGAGUUUGUGGUGCAAGUUAUGGAACAAGGUCUGGAGGACUUAGUCUUCACGGAUUCCUCGCCGCAGGCUGUGUGGAAUCGCAUCAUCGAACCAGUGGCCAUGAUGCGCAAGGAAGCUGACAUGCUGCGACUUUUCCCCGAGUACCUAAAGGGAGAAGAGCUCUUUGGCUUGACAGUGCAUGCUGUGCUGCGCAUCGCAGAAUCUUUGCCUGGUGUUGAGAGCUGCCAGAACUACAUGUUUCGCUAUGGGCGGCAUCCGCUUAUGGAGCUCCCCCUCAUGAUCAACCCUACAGGUUGUGCUCGAUCAGAGCCCAAAAUCCUCACACACUACAAACGGCCCCACACCCUGAACAGUACCAGCAUGUCUAAGGCCUAUCAGAGCACAUUCACAGGUGAAACCAACACACCAUACAGCAAGCAGUUUGUCCACUCCAAGUCCUCACAGUACCGCCGCCUCAAGACAGAGUGGAAGAACAAUGUCUAUCUGGCACGCUCACGUAUCCAAGGGCUCGGGCUCUAUGCCGCCAAAGAUCUAGAAAAGCACACAAUGGUCAUUGAGUAUAUCGGCACCAUCAUCCGCAAUGAGGUGGCUAACCGGCGUGAGAAGAUCUAUGAGGAGCAGAACCGAGGGAUCUACAUGUUCCGUAUCAACAAUGAGCAUGUUAUUGAUGCUACACUUACAGGCGGCCCUGCCAGAUACAUCAACCACUCCUGUGCACCCAAUUGUGUGGCUGAGGUUGUGACUUUCGACAAGGAGGACAAGAUCAUAAUCAUCUCAAGUCGCCGAAUACCCAAAGGAGAGGAGUUAACUUAUGAUUACCAAUUUGACUUUGAAGACGAUCAGCACAAGAUCCCGUGCCAUUGUGGAGCCUGGAACUGCAGGAAAUGGAUGAAUUAGCCCAAAGAGGCUCUUCAGACAUGGUGGGGAAGGGGGCACCCUGACUGCUUAGCACAAACGGCACAGGAGGCUCUGCAGAGAGAGGCCUGUUCUACCAGAUCUCCUAAACCCUCCUGUAGGGCAGAGAAUCAACCCAGGACAGCAUGAUUGGAAUCCACCACCCCAACAUGCUGGUGGGGCAGCUGGGACACCAAAGUGCUUGGGUGACGUCAGCGUAUCCGCCACUGCGCUGCCAACCUUGGUUAUGGAGUUAUAUCAAGCCAGCUGUUUUGGCUGUCGGGCUUGACUGCCUCCUCUUCCACACAAAGACGACCUGCUUUUCCCCAGCAGAAGGCAGCAGCCACUAGCAAGCCCCAUCUGGGGUGGGGAACUGAUAAACUGGCAACUCAGGGUUUUCUUUUAGUAUUUUUCUUUUGAGGCCGUAAUGGGGAAACCUUCCACCCCUGUGCACCUGUAAAUAAUGGACUUCAGAAAUAUACUGGGAGGAAAUCGGGGGCAUUCUGUCUAGCAGAGCUGGGGGAAGGGAACUGUGGCAUGGCUAUUGGAUCCCCAGGGGAGAGUUUGUAACUUUUUCUGUGUGUUUGGGGGAUUUCUCGUUUGUAUGUUUGUGCGUGCGCAUGUGUGAGAGACAGCUGAUUUUUAAAAUAAAACUUAAUAUCUAUUGCUUGCUAAUUUACCAAGGUAACAAGAGGCUUCAAAGAGACUCAUUAGCUUGACAAUCCACCUUCCAGAGCUCCCCAGCUCUGGAUUUUGUAUACAUUUAGGUGUUGGAUUUGAAAAGGGGGUGUGAGUGUAUGUGUGCGUGUGUUUGUGCACUCGCUUUUAGGGGGGAAAAUACUUCUAGUGAACAGCAGGCCAUGACUUGCUGAAGCUGGAAAUGGACCUUCCCUUCCUCCUGCCCACCCUUCCCCAUCUUCCAUGCGCGAGGAGCGUCCGCACUUGAACCUACCUCAUUUGAAGUGUUAGAUUUUGUUUUUUGGGUUUUUUUUCUCUAAUGUGAGCCCCUCGCUGUGCCACCCUUCUGCUUUUUUUUUUUAACCUCUUCCUUGAACAUGGAGAGCCACAGCUGCCCUGGCAGACAUGGGAACAGUUUCCGCGUGGAGGUGGGGACUGCUUUGUUGGGAUUGUCCCCCCCCUCCAUCCCGCCAAGCACAAUUCGGCCUCUCGAAAGCCUUCCUGACUGGAUUGCUGAAAUGAGCCAUCAAGGGCUCCCUCUUCCACCCGCCGAAGGGCAGAUCCCUCUGCAAGACAUUAACGGUGGUAUUUUGAAUGUGCCAAUGAGUGGGGGGAACGAAGAGCUGCUGAUCACCAGGUACCAGCGCCCUGCUCCCAUUCAGUUUUUCCAGUGUCGUUCACACUGUCUGCAGAGAGGGGAACCUGUGUUUGACUAGUGGAGCUGAUGGCUAGUGGUCAGCCUUGGUGUGGACAGUCGUCCACUUUUGGCCUAAGGCCCCACUCCUGAAAGUCCCAGUUCCCGCUCCACAAUUUCCUAUGAUCCAACCUGCUGCUCUGAAGGCUCUCAUGUUUGUGUGCACUACAUGUGCGUGUGUGAGAGAGACGUUGGCACAUUGCAGAGUUUUUGGGAUUAUUUAUCUAUUUAUAUAUAUUGUGUAUAUAUUUGAACUAGCAUGAGGAAGAAUGCCCUGGGGCUGCAGGGUUUUAUAGACUGCUGGGUAGAUCUCUGCAGAGCCCCUCUCCCCCAACCACCCUACCCCCACCAGGCAGGAAGGGAAGCAGAAGGGGGACUCGUUCGUUGACAGAAUCUCGGGUGGGAAGAGAAAUGUGUAAAGAACCCAUUUCUAUGCUUUCUAGGUGUGUGUGUGUAUAUAGAUAUAUAUUAUAUUUUGGUUUUUUUAAUAAAAACAAAAAAAUCGAUUUAUACCCAGUAUCUUAAGAGCCAUUUGCCCAGCAGCAUCUCCCUCAAUGCAGGGAGAUUCGAUAUGAAUUAAGAGAUGGCAAAAUGUGGGCAUUAUACAGGACAAGCUCCCCCCCCCCAUCCCAACAAAACACAAAUACAGUCUUCCCUUGCUGUUGGACGUACUCUGUAGGAGACUGCUGUAUCAUUGAACCUGAGUCGAUAUUGGGGGUGGGGGGUGGGAAAUAAGGCUCUCUUGACUAACAUUGUACAGUUGAGAUCUUUAACGCACAAUUGCACCAUUUCCCCUCCCUCCUUUAAACACACACACAUCUCCCACCACGCCUACCACAGUUCUGGCAAGCAGCAGUGCAUUUUCUCACCUGACUGAACAAACAAGGGGCGGGAGGAUUGCGAGAGAGGGCAAUGACGAGGCUUUCUCUUUCAUGGUGGGGCAUAUAAAAUCAGGGUUAGCGCACCAGAGUGUGCUUCUUUUUUGAGCUCAUUGGCAAGAGGAGGGAAACUGUGUUCUUCAGUUUAAAAGCUGCUUCUGUGAACCGUUCCAAGCUAUGAUGGUUAAAAACCAUGUGUGUGCUAGGGGAGGGGGGAGGAAAUAAUGACAAAUUAUUAAAAAAAAAGAAAAUUAAAUUGUAAAUAAGAUGGCAUCUGUGUAGAGAGAAGAUAAAAAAAGUUUUUAUCAGUAACAAUACCA
Molecule: messenger RNA, 17867 nt
Organism: Gekko japonicus
Lineage: Eukaryota; Metazoa; Chordata; Lepidosauria; Squamata; Gekkonidae
Gene: KMT2D
Product: lysine (K)-specific methyltransferase 2D
Exons: 57
Coding region: 1-15300 (5099 amino acids)
Biological process (GO): positive regulation of transcription by RNA polymerase II
Cellular component (GO): nucleus; MLL3/4 complex
Molecular function (GO): histone binding; transcription coactivator activity; histone H3K4 methyltransferase activity
Source: RefSeq, a predicted model, not a curated record